AUGUCGGCCGACUUGGGGUCCGCGCAUGAGAAGCCAGGCCUACUCGAAGACGGCCAGCAGACUCAGCAUUCUAGCAAGCCUGACCAAUCUAGCGAGGCUAUUGGACAGGAGACAAAGGACAACAUCGUCGACUGGGACGGGCCAGAUGAUCCCCAGAAUCCGCGAAACUGGCCAGCAUGGAAACGCAUGGUCCAAGUCGUCUUUGCCAGCGCAUUUUUGCUCGCUGCCAACCUCGCUGCAACAAUGUUUGCACCUGGAGCCGCUGCGCUUGCAAAGGAGUUCAAUAUCACGAGUUCCACGAUUAUCACUCUCACCGUGUCUAUCUACCUUUGUGGCUUCGCCGUUGGGCCAAUGCUCAUUGCACCUUUAUCCGAACUGUACGGACGACUUGUGGUCUACCACACCUGCAAUGUCUUUUACAUUGGCUUCAUUAUCGGCUGUGCGCUGGCCAAAAAUACCGGCAUGUUUCUCACUUUUCGAUUCCUUGCCGGAUCUGCUGCUUCAGGCCCACUGACAGUCGGCGGAGGAACCGUCGCGGAUGUCAUCCCGCCAGCCCAGCGAGGGAAGGCAAUGUCUCUGUUUGUAGUGGGACCACUUCUAGGGCCAGUCUUGGGCCCAAUCGUCGGUGGUUUUGUGUCCGACUCAAUUGGCUGGCGAUGGACGUUUUGGAUCAUCACAAUCCUUGCAGGAGUGUCCUUCGCAACGUCAAUCUUUUUCCUCCGCGAGACAAAUGCCGCCGUGCUCCUGGAAUGGAAAGCUGCGCGCCUCCGGAAGGAAACUGUCAACACUGCUCUGGUUUCGAAGAUGGAUCGGGGCCUACCACCCCGCGAGCUAUUCAUCCGCGCCAUCACUCGACCGACCAAGCUCCUCGUCCUGUCGCCAAUCGUGCUCCUCCUUUCACUCCUGUGCGCGUUCAUCUUCGGCCUGCUCUUUCUGCUGUUCACCACGUUUCCCGCGGUCUUUGAGGAGCAAUAUCACUUCUCCGCCAGCGUCUCUGGCUUGUCGUAUCUCGGGGUCGGGAUUGGAAUGGGCGUCUCUCUCGGAACUUUCGCCACGGUGAGUGACAAGCUGCACAAGUCACUCGGAGAUGCGCCGAAGCCUGAAGAACGCCUGAAGCCCGUGAUGUGGGUCUUGCCCGCCGUGCCCAUCGGGAUCUUCUGGUAUGGCUGGGCAGCCGAGAAGCAGACUCAUUGGAUUGUUCCAAUCAUCGGCACCUCUCUCUUUGGGUUCGGCGUUAUCUGGGUCUUAAUGCCGGUUCAGCUCUACAUGGUGGAUGCUUUUGGCCCAGAAGCUGCCGCCUCUGCGUUGGCUGCGAACGUGGUCGUCCGACUUCUUUGUGCGGCUUUCCUGCCAUUGGCAGGGCCGUCAUUGUAUGCAAACCUAGGACUCGGAGUCGGAAAUACCGUCCUAGGUGCGAUAGGAGUGGCUUUUCUUCCCGUGCCACUUCUCUUCUAUCGAUAUGGAGGAUGGCUCAGGGAGCGUUUUGCUGUGAAGCUAUAA
Molecule: messenger RNA, 1500 nt
Organism: Exophiala spinifera
Lineage: Eukaryota; Fungi; Ascomycota; Eurotiomycetes; Chaetothyriales; Herpotrichiellaceae
Exons: 4
Coding region: 1-1500 (499 amino acids)
Biological process (GO): transmembrane transport
Molecular function (GO): transmembrane transporter activity
Source: RefSeq, a predicted model, not a curated record